Molecule: messenger RNA, 4065 nt
Organism: Nicrophorus vespilloides
Lineage: Eukaryota; Metazoa; Arthropoda; Insecta; Coleoptera; Silphidae
Gene: SIDL
Product: trafficking protein particle complex subunit 10
Exons: 9
Coding region: 239-3700 (1153 amino acids)
Biological process (GO): early endosome to Golgi transport; intra-Golgi vesicle-mediated transport
Cellular component (GO): TRAPPII protein complex
Molecular function (GO): protein binding
Source: RefSeq, a predicted model, not a curated record
AGUGUUUUUGAGUGUGUCGGAUUCAUACACAUACAUACAUACAUAUAUAUAUAUAUAUAUGUAUUUUUUGUGUUCGAUGUCGCCCCCAAUUUUUUGAAAAGAUGCCUGUCGCCAGUGAUGUGGGACUUUGUGUUAAGGAUACAUCACGGAAUCAAUAGGAGGAAGAAAUUGUGAUGCGAUAGGAGUAGGAGGAGGAGGAAGGUGGGAAAACAAAUAAAUUGUACGCGAGAGAAGAAAUAUGAAUGGAGCGAACGAAGAAGAGUCGUCAGCCCCGGGGAUACAAGACAGACGUCCGAUCAUCACAUGUGCCGGGGAGGUGGAACUUUUCUCAUGCAUUGAGGACAGGCUGUCAGUGGCGCUGCCUCAGGAGGUGUGCGAAUGGAGGAGAUCUCUGGGCAGACCAGCGAGAUCUGUUCACAUAUCGGCCACAUUUACACCUUACAAUCAGGCAGCCCUACCCAGGAUCAACCAAUGGGAUCUAAUUAGACAACCGCUGUUUCACAUCUUCUGGACUGAAUGCAAUGAUGUGGAUCAGUACAAGACAACUAUAAGGGACGAGAUUGAAGUGUGGCUGAAGGAGCUCAUAGCCAAAGACAUCCCUGAUUGGCUGAUUGUGGUGGUCGAGAAUUUUGAUGGAAAGCGCGCCAACAAAUUGUUACCUCGCACCACGGUGCUAGAUAAGAUUCGCACGGAGUUCGCCACCAAGCAGGGCGAUCGCUGCAUUUCGGUGCUCAAUCCGGGCAGGGAGGAGUCGCGAAAUGCGGAUUCAUGGCGGGGAUUGGUCGCAAGGAUCAGGCACCUGCUGCUCACGAGUUACGGUCGAGCCGUGUCCAAAUUGGAGGAUUACGUUCGGCAGCAGCGCGAACGACGAAACGAGCCCGGAUGGAAUUUCAUGGGUUACUUCAAAUUGCAGGAAGAAUUGGCGCAGGUGUUGGAGAUGCUCGGGUUGUACGAUGAAGCGCUGGUGCAGUACGACGAGCUGGACGCACUGUUCUCGCAGUUCGUGGUGAACGGUCAGUCCGGAGAUGCUACCGGUUCCGGUUGGUUGAGCGAAUUUCAACGGUCGCUGGAGAGGUGGCACGCCCUCAAGUUGGGACCUUGCGCGCUCCCCACGGAACCGGCGCCAUCUCUGCUCGAGCUCAGGGCUUACCUCUAUUCGAAGCAGGCACACAUGCUGCUGCUGACGAAUAAAGUUUGGGAGGUUGCAUCCCGUUGUUUGCCAUUUUUGCACGCCUGCUCUAGGGAGCUGCUGCUGCUGGAGAUCUCGGCACCGCCGGGUGCAGUCGCCUGCUGGCUCUUCCUCGCCUCAUUGGAGGUGCUUCACACGUGCAACCGUCACAACCAGGCGGAUCAGGUGGAGGCCUACUCGUUGCACACCGCCUGCCUCUGGGCCUACGCUAGUCAAAAGUUAAGAAGUCUGGGCGAUUUGUGUGGUCUGAUGCCGGGGAGGACGCCCACUUCGGAUCAGCUGCACGCCGUCGUCUAUCUGUCGGCCGGGAUGGGCGAUUGUCCGGGUAAACCGGAAUCACCAUCGCCGACGGACAUUCUGAAACAGGCUCUGCGCUCGCAAACGUCCUUCAACAAGACUUACCUGGAGCUGGCCGAACUUGCGAUGUGCACGUACAAACACAUCGGACGUCUCAGGUCGGCCCGACUCGUCGGAAGGGAGGUGGCCUCGUUCUACGUGCUUCUGGGGGAGGUGCAGAAGGCCGCUGCCUUCCUCACAGACGCACUGCGCACCUUCGAGCAGGACAAUUGGCGCGAUCUGGCGGCGCAGAGUCAGGUCGAGCUUGCCGAAUGCUACAGGAAGGCGGGCGACACUCGGAAAUACGUGAGGGCGUGCGCCGCCAUCGCCGCCGCCUCCGAAAUAGACAACCUGAUCCGUUGGAGUUACUUUGACGAGAUGCAGAACAGUCUGCUCGGCCUCGACCGAACGCUCAUAGUGCCUUUCAAGAACAUCCUGCGGAUAGAGAGCGUUCGCAUAGUCGGAGGUGCCGCCAGUAAAUCGUCCGCCACCGCAAUCGAGGUCAUGCAGGAUUCGCAGGUGGAGAUCGAACUGAUCGUCGAGUCGAACUUUCCGCGUGAGAUCGUGUGCGCCAAGGCGAUGAUAGCCGUCGAGGCGGACGCCAAGGAUGCGGCGACGGCUCAGAAAAGGGGUCGACGCAGUAGUAGCGUCAUCACGGGGAAGGACGUGCGGCAGCAGGACGCUCUGCUGCAGCGGUUGCGCAUCCAACGGCAUCUCGAUUACAAGGAGAACAAGCAGCUGUCUAGCGCGAGCGUCGUCUGCAGGAACGCCCCGCUGAAGAGAGCCGACAGCAACGUCAGUCCUGUCUACCACAGCGAGUUCAACGACUUCCUGGACACAGGAAAGACACCGUUCGUGAUUACACCCGGCAUGAACGUCGUACGUCUGAGCGGAAGGGCGGAAAGGGUGGGCAAGUUCUACCUGGGUCAGGUGGCCAUACACAUCAACCUGAUGGAGCUCAUCUCCGUUUCGCUAACGCCCAGACUCUGCUACGAGGUGCUGCGCGAAGAACCAAGCGUCCGACUGGACAAAGGCGAGGCCGCCCUCCUCUCCGACAUCGAACAAAUCAUGACGCUCUCGGUCACCAUCGGAAGUUACGCCAUCGAAACGAAGGGUGAAAAGAUCAAGGUGCUGUUAAAGUCAUCCUCGGGGUUGUCCAUAUGCGGUGAUGUCGUCAACGGCGGCGAAUUCGGCAACAGUUUGGAGAUCACUAUAGAAGAGACGCGACCGUACUCCACAACUGUCGCAUCGAUCCGCGUACUCGCCGAGGUACCAUCCAAGGAUCACCAGGUCACCAUCAUCUGUCCGUGGAGCAGCAAGUCGCUUCCAGUCACACUCAGCUUUGCACCGCCUCUGAAGAUUUCCUGGCGUCUGCAUACCGUUAAACAUCGCAAGUACGUGCAGAUCACCGUCGUCGGUCAAUGCGAUCGCGACCUCAGCAUCGGCGACAGCAGCCUCACCGUCUCCGACAAUAAAGUCGUCCCGUUCCAUUCGUCCGUCGGCGCUCAAGUUCUCCCGAACGGUAUGAGCGUGUCAUUCACGUACGAGAUAUUGGUGAGGGCGCAGAAGGAGUCGAUUCCGUUGAAGGCAGAAUUUCGGCUGCGGUACGCGAUGGGUGGUAGUGGUCAUGAUGAUGAUGAUGAUGAUGAUGAAAAAGGCAGCGUCGAAGAGUGUCGUGAGUACAGUUACCCGUUCGAACUGUCCAACUACCAGACUCUGUACCACAUCCGCGCCAAGGUGGAGCCGACCAAGGGAUCAGAGUUUUGUCGCGUCGGCACCGUCUGUCAUCUGCACGUGUCGGUGAGUGCGGCCGCGCACAGCUUCCACGGCGGCAGCUCUCUAAUGUACGAGGUGUUGGCCGAGCCGAGCGUUUGGGCGGUGUGCGGUCGGACUGCGGGAGUCAUCUCCUUCGAGUCCGACUCUGAUGCGGAGACGGUCGUGCUGGACGUGAUGCCGCUGAACAGUGGAUUCCUGCCGUUGCCUCUGGUUCGGCUCUCCAAGUACAUUCCGGCAGAUUUUGGCAACACCGAUUACGGUAAGAAUGAGCUGCUGCAUCCGCGAUUGGAGCCAUUCAGCGCCGGCCAAAUCUACAACGGAAGCAAGGGCGAACAGGUGCACGUCAUCAACACCAAUUCGGAACCGUUCUCCACCGGUGCUCCAACGUUGCUCACAUAAAACAAUAACGAAACAACAACAACAAUAACGACAGCAGCAGCAGCCGCAACAGCAAAGAGAAAAACUCCUAUUUUUCAUUUUACGUUCUGAAGAUUCAAGCGUUUUUAUUUUGUGCCAAGAGAUGGACUAGGAGGAAUUGAAUGGACGACUACGAAGACAAACAUCACACACACGAUUCAUCUGUGCAAUACGCCGGGUUUUAUGGUUCGAGCUCAAUAAUACUCAAAGAGAUACACACAAAAGAAAGGUUGACGUUGGCAAACAAAGAAUUGGCGAUCUCUGAAAGAUUUCGAUUAUAUUUUUAUUAAUCAAAAGAGUACUAGACCAUGCAUACAUACAAAAACUAUAUAUAUAUAUAUAUUUAU